AAAAAGGCCAAGGAAUAGUGAAGCAACGUUAGGCUAUGGAAGGCUAUGAUCUAUAACAUGUAAUACAUCAAAUAUCAAAAAGUACAUUCUUGUUUUAAAGGAAGGGGGAAAUACGUUAUUGGCGACAGAAGGCAUAUGAAGCUAAUUUGGUAUUUUAUCACGCAUAGAGAAAAUGUAGGAAGCUACUUCUGCCCAUUGCGCACCUGUUGCUGAUGGUAGGUGAUCUAUUUUAGACUGUUCUCGGUGAGUAUGGAAGUUGCAUGGUUAAAAUCGUCGGGAAUGGAGAAAACGUUUCGCCUUCAGGUGGAGCAAAUUCUGUCGGAGUUCCUCCUGAAGAAGGAGGAACUCAAGGAGGUCAUGAGACGCAUGCAACAUGAAAUGGAUCGUGGAUUACGCUUGGAGACACACGACAAGGCUAGCGUGAAGAUGCUACCCACUUAUGUGCGUUCCACCCCAGAGGGCUCUGAGGUGGGAGACUUUUUAGCCCUGGAUCUGGGAGGGACUAAUUUCCGGGUGAUGCUGGUGAAGGUGGGGGAGGACGAGGAGACGGGCUGGAAGGUGGAGACCAAGCACCAGAUGUACUCCAUCCCGGAGGAUGCCAUGACGGGCACGGCUCAAAUGCUCUUCGACUACAUUGCCGAAUGCAUCUCGGACUUCCUGACCAAGCACAACCUCAAGCACAAGAAGCUUCCCCUCGGCUUCACCUUCUCCUUCCCCGUGCGCCACGAGGACUUGGACAAGGGAAUCCUGCUGAACUGGACCAAGGGCUUCAAGGCCUCCGGGGCCGAGGGAAACAACGUGGUGGGCUUGCUCAGAGACGCCAUUAAGAGGAGAGGGGACUUUCAGAUGGAUAUUGUUGCCAUGGUAAAUGACACCGUGGCCACCAUGAUAUCUUGCUACUAUGAGGACCACAGCUGUGAGGUCGGCAUGAUUGUAGGGACGGGCUGCAAUGUGUGCUACAUGGAGGAGAUGCGCACAGUGGAGCUGGUGGAGGGGGAAGAGGGGCGCAUGUGCGUGAACACUGAAUGGGGAGCUUUUGGAGACAACGGCGAGUUGGAGGAGUUCCGCCUGGAGUACGACCGAUUGGUGGAUGAGAUGUCACUCAAUCCUGGCCAGCAGCUCUACGAGAAGCUGAUCAGCGGGAAGUACAUGGGCGAGCUGGUGCGGCUGGUGCUGCUCAAGCUCAUCAACGAAGACCUGCUGUUCAACGGCGAGGCGUCUGACCUGCUGAAGACCAGGGGCAGCUUCGAGACUCGCUUCGUCUCCCAGGUGGAGAGUGACUCUGGGGACCGCAAGCAGAUCUACAACAUCCUGACCACGCUGGGUCUGCUGCCCUCCGAGUUUGACUGCGACGUCGUGCGCCUGGUCUGUGAGAGAGUGUCCACGCGGGCCGCGCACAUGUGCGGGGCGGGGCUGGCGGGGGUCAUCAACCGCAUGAGGGAGCAUCGCAGCCAGGAGGCGCUCAAGAUCACCGUGGGCGUCGACGGCUCCGUCUACAAGCUGCACCCCUGCUUUAAAGACAGGUUCCACGAAAUAGUUCGGGAACUGACGCCUCAUUGUGACAUCACCUUUAUCCAAUCAGAAGAGGGAAGCGGACGGGGUGCGGCACUGAUUUCCGCAGUAGCCUGCAAGAUGGCAGCCUGCAUGUUGGCCCAGUGAGGAUGUCUUACAGCCUCCCACCACUAGAGGAAGCGCAAGAACAUCUUGCUUAAGUGCUACGUAAUGGAUCACAUACAUUGGCCAUCCUUCCAAGGUUUCAAGCGCUCUCUUAUUGGGGUUUGCCAUUUAAUUCCAAGACUCGUGGGGCACUGCGUGAAGAGGAGUCUCACUUCACAAUGAAGCCGCAGAAGCUUCAGAAAACAUUAGCAGAGCUUUCAAACAUGUUAAGAAACUUGAGUUUGUUAUUAAUUCAGCACUUUCUUAAACUUCACAAGCAUGUUAUUACUUAAAAGAAUUUGGAGGGACAUAUGUCCUAUCCAAGUGUCCACAAUGGUAAAGCAUGUUUGUGAAUACUGUUUGAAUUGCACAGCAGCCACUGUAGUGUUCUGAUAAUGCAGCUAGUAAUGAAACAGUUUGACACCUAUAUGUUCAACAGCCAGUUUGUCAUGCACAGUUGUAAACUGUGUCUAAUGUGGAUGCUAGCUGUGUUAUGGACUUGAGCAUGGUUUUACUGUGCUGAGUCAUAGCAUAAAGAGGGAUGGAAAUUUAAGAGUAUUUUGAAGAGGAAUUAGAAUUUUUUGUUUGUAUUGGAACAACACUUCGGUUUUAAAUGUGGUGAAUUGCAAGGUAAGAAUGGGUAACAAAUGUGAUGCUAAAGCUAUUCCUUACCAACAUAUGAAUUAGCUAUUAUUUUAUUCAGCUAAGUGUUUUCCUUUUCCAAUAGCUAUGUCACUUACACCAAUGUAAGCAUGGUACCCCCUUCUUCUUGGCCCAGUACCCUAGUUGGGGAGUCAUUCUUAUGUUCAUCUGUCUUAUCUGUAAUUGAAACAAAAUCCUAUAUAAUACUUUUCCAGUUUUGUAAUAUAUGGACAUUUUCAAGAUAUGUAAUACAUUAUUUAGCAGCAUGUUAUUUUUAAGAACAGAAUGUGCUUUGAACAUGUGAGAAAUCAUUGUAAAUAAAAUUGUAAAUGGGGAGAUGCUGUCAUAUAAGAACUGCACUG
Molecule: messenger RNA, 2660 nt
Organism: Anguilla anguilla (European eel)
Lineage: Eukaryota; Metazoa; Chordata; Actinopteri; Anguilliformes; Anguillidae
Gene: gck
Product: glucokinase (hexokinase 4)
Exons: 10
Coding region: 250-1659 (469 amino acids)
Biological process (GO): regulation of insulin secretion; intracellular glucose homeostasis; glucose 6-phosphate metabolic process
Cellular component (GO): cytosol; mitochondrion
Molecular function (GO): glucokinase activity; mannokinase activity; fructokinase activity
Source: RefSeq, a predicted model, not a curated record